Molecule: messenger RNA, 1662 nt
Organism: Pseudopipra pipra
Lineage: Eukaryota; Metazoa; Chordata; Aves; Passeriformes; Pipridae
Source: RefSeq, a predicted model, not a curated record
AUGUGUGUUCUCGCUCAGAGUGUGUUCCUGGGGAUCCUCACCUUGAGCCUGGUCAUGGCACUGACUGGUGAGUCCCACCCAGACACCCCCAUGGGGAGGAUCUGGGCCAGGCGCCUCCGUUUUGGGAGGUGGGAGGAUCCCAGGACAUUCCCAGCAUCAAGGGAGGCUCCCAAAGUGGGUGACUCCCUUUUUUCCCUACACUUUGCUCCAGGCACCUGCUCCUCACUCAGUCACACCAUUGCCUUUCCCAAGAGAAUAAUCCCCAGUUUCCCUCUUCCAGCUGCUGGAAUAAACCAAGGAAUCAACCCCAUUUUGCUGCUUUUCAGGGCUGCCCACGUGUCUGACUCAGCUUUCUGUGUUUCAGUUCUCAGUGUGAGACCCCCUUUCCCUGAGCCGGAAUUCUCCCACGUGUGCCCAGACACCUGGCCUGGUUUCCAAGGAAAAUGUUAUUAUUUUUCUGAGGCUGAGGGCAACUGGACCACGGGCCGGACAAGGUGUGAGGCCCUGGGAGCUUCCCUGGCCACCAUAAGCACGAGGGUUGAACUGGUGAGGAUGGGAUGAACUGGUGAGGACUGGGAUGAACUGGUGAGGACUGGGCUUGAGCCUCUGCAGCAGCUCCGGGGUGGGAAACACGGGGAAACCAAGAGGAUAAAUCAGCCCCAAACCCCCCAGGCUGGCCCCAAAGUGCUGCCAGUGCUGGAGCCGGGAGCCAAGCCCUUGGGAAAAGCCCCAGGUCUGGCUGGGGGUGGACACAGGAGGGAAAGAGGAGGUGGGGAAGGCAAGACUGGCCAAAGCCAACGUUUCUUUGCCUUCCAGGCCUUCCUUCUGCACUAUAAAGGUGAAGCAAACCACUGGAUCGGGCUGAGAAUGAGGGAUAACAGCUGGGAAUGGAUCAAUGGCACGGCCUUGAACGGCAGGUUUGAGGUGAGGGGUGUGGGGCCCUGUGGGUACCUCGAUGACGGAUGGAUCAGCUCAUCCCUGUGCCACACGGAGAAGAACUGGAUCUGCAGCCGCCCCGACGACUAUGAACUCUGGAAGGGGAAAUUAAGAGACCCCAAACCAGGACUUUCAACCUAAAUCUCUGGCCAGAUGAGGGAUGUUCACCCCAGCACUGCAACUGAAAUAUUCGGGGUGAAUCUAAAAAAUCAGGUAUAAGGAGCUGGUUAGGGACUUACCAGGAGAAUAGGCAUAGCUCAGACCGGUGCUUCUCUUGGCCCUCCAUUUCGGUGGGAGGUAAAUCAGCCUCUUUUCUCGCUUUUUUUCAGCCUUAUUUCAAGCUUUUUCCGCGUUGACCACGGUUUGAGGGCAGUUUUGGGGUGAGAAAAGAGCCUUUUAGUGUCCGUUCUUACCCUCCUGUUACUUCUGCAUCACUCCCGCUCUUCUCACCCUCGGUGUGUGCUGAUUGGCCGAUUAAACCGCGCCCCCUCACUCCCAUUGGCCACUCCUCCCCACGCUCCACCCCCUCCCUUUCCCCACCCUCAGGGCGGACCUGCUUGGGAACUGCGCCCCCCCGCGGGCAGCGCGGGAAAGGCGGGGUGCGGACCUGGUUGAGGACUGCGAGAGCGGGGUCGGGGGUGUCCGUUUUAAGUAGAAAAAGGCGGAUUUUGGGGCCGGUUUUGCAACGUUUUGCAUUAAUAAAGAGCGGGUGUUUAUAAAACUGAA